AUGAGAGCAUUAGAAUUUAUUAGAGAACCGGUAAAAAAAUCAGUAGCAAGAUGCUUUUACCGCCAAAACAUUAUUACCGAAGACCAACUGAAAAAAAUAUUGACAGGAAGAAAUAUGAACGAAGCAAUGGGCAUUUUUCAGGAACCAGCAACAGAAGAACAACCAAUCGGAGGAGAUAAGAUUUGUAAGCCUGUAAAUGUUGAUGGAUCUAAUGCCUCAAAGAAUCACGUGACUAGCCGGGUUAGUCCAACCCGAAGUCCGGACCUUGUUGUCGACCUGCCUCUAGAAAUUGAGCUUAGGCUCAAGAAGACCAAGAACCAGAAAAGAUGA
Messenger RNA from Mucor mucedo, 330 nucleotides. RefSeq lists its product as uncharacterized. The record is from RefSeq and is a predicted model, not a curated record. The coding region runs from base 1 to 330 and encodes 109 amino acids. The transcript has 2 exons. NCBI's taxonomy places the organism in Eukaryota, Fungi, Mucoromycota, Mucoromycetes, Mucorales, Mucoraceae.